Molecule: messenger RNA, 2893 nt
Organism: Pectinophora gossypiella (pink bollworm)
Lineage: Eukaryota; Metazoa; Arthropoda; Insecta; Lepidoptera; Gelechiidae
Product: mucin-5AC-like
Exons: 7
Coding region: 464-2605 (713 amino acids)
Cellular component (GO): extracellular region
Molecular function (GO): chitin binding
Source: RefSeq, a predicted model, not a curated record
AACAAUACCUUGGCGGCGCCUGCGCGCUGCGUACGUCAGUUUUGCCAACUCGGACCGCGCGGCACUACGUAUCGCUCAAUCGGGUUUUUUCGAAACGAAUUCGUCGUCAGUGACAUUUCCUAGAAAAUAGAAAAAGUUUCCGAUACGCGACUUUCUACAGACAAUUUAACCGCCGCAGUCGCUUGUUUAUUUAGAAACUGCUUGUGAUAAACUCGUAUUAUUAAAACGUGCAUUAUUCCAACAAAAAUACUAAAGUUCAAUAACGUUAAUGAGAAUUUGAAUAUUUAAAAGUUUUGUACUUGCCGGACUCUAUUGGAUGAUACGCUCACUUGAACGUAAAUCAUGGACCGCUGGGAGCGGCGCAGAUAGCGUGGUAUGAGGUAGAGGGUCGCGCGGCCAUGCCGCCGACGCGCCGCACUGCUGCCUAGCCACGCCCUCCCUGACUCCGACCCUGCACACUGAGAUGCGGCGGCAAGCUCGGAUCUCGGCGGGCGGCGCGCUAGUCGUGCGCUCCGCCUCCGCCCUGCAAGUAUGGCUGUGGUUGCUGAUAUUCAUAUUCCAAAACGAGUUUCGGAUAUCAAGGUCCAUUCAACCUGGGUACCUGGACUUCGACAAUCUCCCAGAGACAAACUUCACGUGCGCGGGUAAAGUGAUCGGCGGUUACUACGCCGACCUGGAAACCUCCUGCCAGAUGUUCCACGUCUGCACCGUGGGCCAGCAGGACGAGCCCAUGGACAUCAAGUUCCUCUGCCUAAAUGGCACUGUCUUCGAUCAGGAGACAAGAGUAUGUGAAAGAGUAGACGAAGUAGAUUGUACAAAGUCUGAAAAAUUCUACAGUUUAAAUUUAGAACUUUAUGGAAGUACUGCACCGCCGAUAAUACAAGCAGAUCAACCUAAACCACAAGCACAGUCGACAGAACAAUCUGUACAGAAAGCAAAACCGAGCCACGAAAGUGAAGCAGACCCUUCCCUAGACGAAUUUCCAACUACAACACAAAAUAAAGGACAGGAUCACUCAACAGAUAUAAUAGAUUCUACCGAAGAUCCAAUUUUGGAUAUAAAGAAAGAUGAUCCUAAAAUUACGCAAGACUUUUCACCUUCUCAUCAAUCGUUACCAAACCAUGGAGAAACUGGUGAAGGUAACUACGAAUACCAAGAUGAGGAAAUAGAUGGCGAAAAUACUGAAUAUGAAGAAGACUACUCGCAUUCACCGACUACAACGGUAUCUACUCCUACAUCGACCAUCACGACAACGACAACAACGACAAGGGCGCCGUCUACUACAACAGCGUCAUCAACAUCAACUCAUCACAUAUCUCCUGUACCUCAAUUAAUUUCUUCUCCCUCGCCAACGAUAUCUUCCGUGGCUCCAUCUCCUAUAUCUUCUUCAUCUGUACCUUCGGUACCCUCCCUGGACCCGGCUCUUCUUUCGCCUCAAGAAUUUAUAAACCGUCACCGCGGCCCUGGCUCUGAAGCUAUCUCAUUCCAGAGCUUCAGACCUGCAGACGGAGUAUACAUAACCCAUGCGCCACCGCAACAGUUUGAUCAUUUCCAAUAUGAAUCGUCAAGAACUGCCCCGAGACCGGCGCAACCUAGACCAGCACCUUUCGUACAACGACCACAGCCGGCACCAUUUCGUCCAACCACACUAGAUCCACGCGAUCAACUACUGCGGCCGGGGCCUACAUCCCAAUCUUCCGAAAGACAUGAAACGUCUGUAAAACAUAGGCCUCAACAAUAUCCUCCAGCUCUGCCGGCACAACGGCCAUUGCCUUUCAAUCCUUAUUAUUACGAUCGUAAAAGAAGUGACGAUUCGCCUCCGGAAGAUGAAUCGUCACUUUCAGCCAGAUCAGUGGCACCACCUACUGUAACAGAACGACCUCCGACGAAGCCUAAAAGUCCGCCCAGAGUUAUUGUUACUGCUAGCGCCUCUGUCAGCGACAGCAACGGAAAGAGAUUAAAUUAUACCGUCGGUAAUGUCGUUAGUGCUGUGAAGCCAAUCGUCGCUAUCAAUUACGAUGAUUACAAAGAAUCUGAUCUUAUAUUCGAUCCAUUCUUUCUCGAUGUGCCAAAACUACAAAAACGACGAAAGACUAGAUCCAAUAAAAAUAGAAGAAUAUUCACCAUACCCGCUACCGCAACAAUCUCAACAACAAAUUUAGGAACUGAGAAACAUAUUAUGACCACAUCUUCGCCCGUGACUUCGCGAGCAACAACAACAGAAAGGACGUCUACUGUUGCGCCUACCACUACGACAGUCGCUUGGAAUCCAAACGAUUACGUCGAUGAUAAUUAUGAGCCGCAAGCUUAUGUACCGCCCGGACCUCCUCUUGCUGUUAUAGUGGCUCAUGAUAUAUUGCAAAGUAAGAAACAGGAGAGACAACCUAACAAAGGCUUCGCUGAUGAUAAGAGUCCAAACAAGCUUAAAUCAAAAAUAGGUGAUGUAGAGCAGAGCAAGCUGACCGCGUCUGCCGCGCAGACAACCUCUAGUCAAUUGUGGAACGGCGGGCCGGCGCCCCCCGCCGCGUCCCCGCCUCCGCCACCACCUGUCGAAGCGCACUCCUGCGCAACCUCGGGCUCCACUCACUGUCGAACUCGUGCCUAACAAUGUAGCUCAUUUUAUAUAUUAGAUUUUAAUACACCUAGUUGCAUACUCUUUAGAUAGGUAGCCAAUUUUAAGAACUUUUACAUGCCUAAAUAGCAAUAUUUUCAAAAACGAAAACUGUUGUGCGAUGAUUGUUUUAAUUUCAGUGAUGUUUUUAUAUUGUUUUUAAUUUAAAAACAUCAUUGCUCAGUUCAUAGCAGGUACGUACUAUGACUUGCUUUAAGUAAAAUGUAGGAAUUAUUUAUAAUUACUUAUUGAAAAACUUCUUAUUCUUUUUACAAUUUUUGU